AUGAAUGCUCAAUCAUUUCGAUUUAUUUCAAAAACUUUAAAGGCAUCAAAAAACUUUAGUAGAGUUAAUAGUGGUAAAGCUACUUUAACCGCUGAAGCUUUUUCCAGCAAAUCAUCUAAUUUUGUUACUGCUGGUGCCGCUUCAUCAACUUCAAACUUUGCUUCAACCUUUUCAACCUCUUCAAGUUUUUGUACAGCUUCAACCUCAAAUGGUGGUUCAAUAAUCAAUAAUAAUACAGGCAGAAGCAGAACUACUACAAGCAGCAAUUCAAACUGCUCAGCAUUUUUAGAAAUUUUGUCAAUAGGUGAAGAUGAUGAUGACCGGUAA
Dictyostelium purpureum is the source of this 327-nucleotide messenger RNA. RefSeq lists its product as uncharacterized. The transcript has 2 exons. The record is from RefSeq and is a predicted model, not a curated record. Bases 1 to 327 code for a protein of 108 amino acids. Lineage: Eukaryota; Evosea; Eumycetozoa; Dictyosteliales; Dictyosteliaceae.